AUGGAUGAAAACCCGAGGAUCCAAAAGCUCCUUUGGUCCGAGUACCGGGAGCUCGCGUUGGACCCCGUCCUCUUGGAAUCCCCGUUCGCCGAAACGACGCGCGACGGCAGGGGCGUGCGCCAAGUAGCCCUGGGCCUGACUCGGUCGCGCCUCAUCGUCGCCACGGACGUCUUCCGCAACACCAGCAAAGUGUUCUAUUGCCACAAAAACGUGGACCCCAGUAUAGAGUGCCUCGAGCUCCUCUCGGUCUACCCCGUCGAGUUGGUCGCGCUCAGCGUCUUCCGCAGGAGGCACCGGCAGACGCUCAAAGCGAGGUUAAUCGAUGGCAGAGCCAGGUACUACGAGCUGGGGGGUUCGGGUGGCAGGUCCAGCCGCUGGAGCUCCUGGUGCGAGCACGUCCAGGAGCUCAUGGACCGCAGGCGCUUCGGUAGCUCGCUGUCCGAAACCUCAGCCGCAGCGAGUACCUCCACCUCCGGCACCACCCGUCCAAUCCCACGGACGAGGCUCGACACCGGCCACCAAUGGGCCCGUCCCAGGUGGACCCAGAGGGACCUGUACUUGGGCCCGCUGCACAGCGGCAACUACACGCCCGAGAAGCUCGCUCUGUCCCACAGGAGUCUGGAAGGGCUCAAGGACCAACUGAGGGAUCGUUCGCCGAAGGGGAGGCCAAAGAUCAGCUACCCGAAGAAGAUGGUUCGUAAGCUGUUUCGGUGCGGCCGCGGGGUGGACGAGAACUGCAUCUCCAGCCUCUGCCUCGAAGUCCGCGACGUCCACCGACUCGUCGACGACGGCGUGCUGGUGUGGGAGAUGGGCGGGACGAGGAGGGGUCAGCCGAAGAGGAGGCGCGAUAUCUCGACAGCCCCGCACUUCCUGGACGGCCUCGGGCCCUGGAGCGUCCAACCGGGUGAGCGUCGUCUGUUGUCGUUGAGCCGCCGGUCCCGCAGCUGCGUGGCCAUCCGACGCCAGCCCGUGGAGUUGAGACUGCCGAUCUCCCGCCGGCAGUUGCGCGACAGCGUGUCCCUGGCUGAACUGCCGAGACCUCGGUGUGGCGGCGGUGGAGCGGUGCUCUUCUGGACGCCGGACUACUGGUAUCGUCCCCGUGAUCGUGGGGAGUGUUACCGCGAGACUCGGGAGCACCUGGCUGGGCUGCGUCGCUUCCAGGAGCGGAGACCGGCUAGAUGCCGGUGCCGGGGGCCGGUGGCCGGGUUGCGUCGCCGGCUGAGGCUCGACCACCCGCGGCUGAGCAUCUGGGACCUGGAGAGCGUGGCGAUAGCUCGGCAGCUGGGCCUCGUCGACCGGGUGCUCUUCAUCCGCGUGGCUGUUGGCGAGUUGGAGGUGGCUGUCGAGCAGAGGACGUCGAGGGGCGCGCCGAAUGUCGCAGCCUGGGUGGCCUUUGGACACCGGGUGUCGUGUUUGGUGGCCAGUGGGGUCGUGGAUGCCGGGGGGGUGAGCGCCAGGGCGAGACUCGUGGCUAGGCUGGUCAAUGCCGCGAGCAGGUGUCUACGGGCCGGGAAUCGGCAGUCCGCGGCGUCGGUCCUCGCCGGGCUGCAGUCGCCCGCUGUUUACAGGCUGAGCAAGACGUGGGCGCAUCUGAGGGCUCACCACGCCACGAGGUACGCUCUGGCGGAGAAGUUGGGCGAAAGCUUCGGAAGCAGAGAGGCGCAGCGGACGAGGACAGAAAGCGACGCUUUGAUUAUUGUACCCUCGAUCGGUGACGUUUUGGCGAGAUACACUUGCACCGAUGCACAGGAUAUGACGAAGAAUCGUUUGUCGACGCGGGAUUGGCUGCUGGGGUGUCAGAGGCGGGCGAGGGGCUGCGAGUUUUCCGAUCACUCGCUGGCGCGGGAGUUUCUGCUCAAGGCGAGGUACCGCGAGGACAAGGAAAACUUUUACGUCAGCUUGCGCUUGGAGCUGAGCAAGACGUGGGCGCAUCUGAGGGCUCACCACGCCACGAGGUACGCUCUGGCGGAGAAGUUGGGCGAAAGCUUCGGAAGCAGAGAGGCGCAGCGGACGAGGACAGAAAGCGACGCUUUGAUUAUUGUACCCUCGAUCGGUGACGUUUUGGCGAGAUACACUUGCACCGAUGCACAGGAUAUGACGAAGAAUCGUUUGUCGACGCGGGAUUGGCUGCUGGGGUGUCAGAGGCGGGCGAGGGGCUGCGAGUUUUCCGAUCACUCGCUGGCGCGGGAGUUUCUGCUCAAGGCGAGGUACCGCGAGGACAAGGAAAACUUUUACGUCAGCUUGCGCUUGGAGUCAGGGAGCAAAUAAACCAAGUCGUGUUGAAUAAAAAUUGAUUUUUAUAUUUUUUUUUUUUUUAAUCGGUAGAUAUGAAAAAACACUGUUUGAACGCAAAAUUUUGGUUGUUUUUUUUUUUCCUGAAGACUAAUAUACGGUGUUGUUGUGAAUCGAAAGUAUGUACUUAUUGUGAGUUUUUCGUGGUGAAAUAAAUUCAUCUACAGUGAAACGAAAAAUCGAAACGAUUCACAUAAAUCGCAACGUCGUCGUGUUUGUCUAAAUUUAAUGAUGCAAGUAUAUCAUCAGCUAAAAAUAAUCAACAGUUAAUAAUAACGCGAUGACGAACGAAA
This is a messenger RNA of Copidosoma floridanum, 2585 nucleotides long. RefSeq lists its product as uncharacterized. Gene Ontology annotation, cellular component: plasma membrane. Gene Ontology annotation, biological process: Ras protein signal transduction. Gene Ontology annotation, molecular function: guanyl-nucleotide exchange factor activity. NCBI's taxonomy places the organism in Eukaryota, Metazoa, Arthropoda, Insecta, Hymenoptera, Encyrtidae. The record is from RefSeq and is a predicted model, not a curated record.